Hordeum vulgare subsp. vulgare (domesticated barley) is the source of this 1046-nucleotide messenger RNA. RefSeq names its product 40S ribosomal protein S6. The record is from RefSeq and is a predicted model, not a curated record. Gene Ontology annotation, biological process: translation. Gene Ontology annotation, cellular component: ribosome. The transcript is spliced from 6 exons. The coding region runs from base 90 to 842 and encodes 250 amino acids. Gene Ontology annotation, molecular function: structural constituent of ribosome. Lineage: Eukaryota; Viridiplantae; Streptophyta; Magnoliopsida; Poales; Poaceae.
CCUACCCCUCGAGCAACCUCGCCGCCGCCGCCGCCGCCCCCCAGCGUCCGGGUUGCUCGCCGCCGGCCAGCUCGCGCCGCCACUCCACCAUGAAGUUGAACAUCGCGAACCCCACCACGGGGUGCCAGAAGAAGGUCGAGAUCGAUGACGACCAGAAGCUGCGGAACCUUUAUGACAAGAGAAUCUCCCAGGAGGUAGUUGGUGAUCUUCUGGGUGAGGAAUUCAAGGGUUAUAUCUUCAAGAUCAUGGGUGGCUGUGAUAAGCAGGGUUUCCCGAUGAAGCAAGGAGUGCUAACUUCUGGGCGUGUCCGCCUUCUGCUUCACAGGGGCACACCUUGCUUCCGUGGUUUUGGCAGGCGUAAUGGUGAGCGCAGGAGAAAGUCCGUCCGUGGUUGCAUUGUCAGCCAAGACCUGUCUGUUAUCAACUUGGUGAUUGUCAAGAAGGGUGAGAAUGAUCUACCAGGCCUUACUGACACUGAGAAGCCCAGGAUGAGGGGACCCAAGAGGGCUUCGAAGAUCAAGAAGCUCUUCAACCUUGGCAAGGAUGAUGAUGUCCGCAGCUAUGUCAACACAUACCGCAGGACCUUCCUUAACAAGAAGGGAAAGAAGGUGAGCAAGGCCCCCAAGAUCCAGCGUCUUGUGACUCCCUUGACCCUCCAGAGGAAGCGUGCCAGAAUUGCCGACAAGAAGAAGAGGAUCGCCAAGAAGAAGUCAGAGGCUGCAGAGUACCAGAAGCUGCUUGCACAGAGGCUGAAGGAGCAGAGGGAUCGCCGGAGUGAGAGCAUGGCCAAGAGGAGGUCGAAGCUGUCUGCUGCCACCAAGGCUCCGGCUGUCUCUGCUUAAGAUGUUUACAGUCUUUCGUUAUUAAUUAUAAUGGCGAAAGAGUUUCAAGCACUUUGUUGGAUGAUAUGAAUCUAGCUGCUACUUUGAGCGUUGUUGAGUUGUAAUUGAUGCUGUUUUGCGUGAACAUGGUACCUUAUCGUCGGGACUUUGUUACUGAAUGGACAAAUUUGCAUGAACUUGGUAAUUGAUGCAGUUUUGUGUCAA